CUGGAUUCGUAGUUUCUAAAAGCUUUGUUUCCCCACCAACUACCUUGCUGAUCGUUGCAAGAUGGGGGCGCGUACUUGCAGCCGAAUGCGGCAUCUUCUUAUGAUAGGGACAGGCCCAAAUCAGAAAGAACGUUCGCGCCGCUAAGCAACGCCCAUUUCCGGGUAUACCCGCAGUAUGAGGAAUGCUGACGUCGGUGUCAGCUGUUUCCACACAACAUGCUCUCAAGCCGGCAGGACAUAGCUUCGCAAUAACAUAGAAUGUGACAAGCAGAGCUAGUCACUGUAUAUAUCGACUAAGCGUCGGAUCAGGUCAAGCUUUAACAGUGGCAGUAAACGGGCUUGACUCCUGUGGUGGAUUUCCACGCCCAGCUAUAUUCUCCUUCAAUCGGAUGAAAUCGUACAGGCGGCCGUUCAGAUAAGUUCUGUAUUCACAUCCAUGGUGGUGAACCUAGCUGAUGGAAAGGAAGGCUGUCAAACAGCUCAACAUGGUCUCCAGGUUGCCCAAGUUUGCUUCCCGUCCUUCAGGCCCCACCAUGACCAACCUUUCCCAAAGAUCUGUCCUCCCGGUUUCCUCCUCGGAGUCUAAAGAUCGACCUCCAGGCAGGCAAAAUAAUUUAACACGUCUGCAAUCCCUAAAUUGGAGAAAGGAUGAAGAGGACAUUAGGAAUAAAGUGCAACACACUGACAGCUUGGAUGAGGAGACUAGUGUAACUAUAAAUUCACGGUCCCCAGUGAUGGUGACUAAAAAGCCUUCCCCUACAGCUGCAGCAAAAUGUAAAAGUGCAGUCCCCACUUCACAAACUAGUUGUCCCAAGAGCAUACCUCAGCCUAGCAAAACCUUUCUCCGCAUGACUACUCCCAAAAGCCUCUCAACACGGAAUCCCCUGUAUAAUGACAUGGCUACUCAGAAUGGAGUAAGUGGUGGUAAUGGGCGUUGUGGCUCCUCAGGGCACGGUGUUGGUCAUGUAUCCCGACAAAGAACCCUGCAGAGCAAACAAUCACUGUCCAAUGACAGCAUCAAGUCUCCCUCUACAGAGAGUAUAGUGCGCUCUCAGAGUUUCACCCACUCCAAAAGGGUAGCUUGCUCCAGCAACCCACCUAUUACCCGUUCCUUCUCCUUUAACAAAGCUACAGAGCUUGCUAAAGAACUUCCCAGACCUUUGGCACAGUCUCCAGUGGCUAGAUCAUCCCUCAUAAAGCCAAACACAGUAUUAUCCAAAGAGAAAGUAAGUAAAAAUGAAAUGCCAAGGCAUUCUGUAACUACUAGCAGUCAUCUUUUGCAGACGAACACAAUAAAGAAAUCCCUUUUACCCAGCUUUUCAGGGAACAAACCUUCUGUGCUCAGUUAUAGACUUACACGUCCAACACUAACCAGACAUCCCCGUACUGUUUUCCCUGGAACUGUCCAGAAAGAAGCAGAAUUGAGUGGAAAUGUCCAAGACACUACAAAGAUAGCAGAAAACAGCUCAGAACCAAGUAGCAACAUUGAAAGUAUUGAAACUACCCCAAAUGAGACUUCUUUUGAAGAAAAGGAGGCUGAGGGGAGUCUGGGCCCCUCCUUGGAGGACAUGUCACUAUCAUCGUCCUCCUCUGUGGAGCACAAUGACACUAGUGAAGAGUACAUGGAUGACUUUGAUAAUCUCGGGAAUGGAGGUGAGGCCCUGCUGUUGCCUGUCCACAGUGAGGGGUUAGACCACUUAGGACUAUGUAAAGAUGACAGCGCUCUAAUUACCAAGUGCAAUGAGGAAUCAUCAGUGACCAGCCUGCACACCUUCUUAUCCGAAACCAUUGACUGGGCAGGGAUGGGCUUCACAGCUGGUAAAGAUGCCUUUGAGCAUGAGAUGUUGUCUCCUGUAGGCCAUUUUCCUCAUGGCUCAUCUUUGGACCUAUCACCCUCAGACAGCUCUGGAGGGACUUACAUGUGGGACGAAGAGGGAAUGGAGGCACUGGGAAGCUCUGAACUCCCCUGUGGAAGCUUUGACUCUGAUCUUAACAGCAUGGACAUUCUCAACAACCUGGAGAAUGUUGAGUCAUGUGACCUGGAGGAAGAUGACCUCAUGUUGGAUUUGGACUUGUCUGGAGAUGCAUCCUUAGACAGUGACACUGACUGGACAUCACCUUAUGAAUGCUCUGAAAAAGACAGCUGGCCAACUCAGAGGAGGAGACGACAGCAAUACUGGGGCAGCCAUGAUCAGUUCCGCUGUGAAAACAGAAGUGGCAUUUUGCAGUCGUUUGACGGGAGUAAGGAACAGGGACUGGAGAGGUCAAAGUCAAACCAUGUGACACUGGAUGAUUUGACUCUGAAAAACAUGGCUCAAGACUGCUCUUCUGUCAAAGAACAGCUGCUUCAACUGAAGACACUGUUUCAGAUGGAGACAGAUGGUUCAGUUGAAGAUACUUUAGAGGCUCAUACACCACAAUCCAAUGACCAGUCUUUACUUGAUCAGAAGGUGGCACUUCUCCUGAAAGAGGUUCAAGAACUGAAAAAUGAGCUCAGAAGCAAAGACAGGAUGAUCGCUGAACUUUCCCAGCAGCUCUCUUCUCCAAAAGAGGAUAUGCAGUUCCACUGCUUGCAGGAUUCAGAGGUUAACAAGGAGUCACUGGAGCACCAAGACAAGGAUACUCAAACCUUGUGGAAGGCACAUAAUCUUCAAAUACCUCAGACUCCCAGAUUCUUACCAAACAAGCUCCACAAUCAUGAAGGACUGUCAAGUCCAACCUCUUCAGAGGCCCCUUGUGACGGUUUGGAUGCCGAGCCUAGUCACCACCCACUGACGCCCCGGUCCUGCUUCCCAGACCUACAAUGUUCCAUCGCUGUUGAAUCUGCCCCAAACUGUUCUGUACCGACAGUAACUAUAUCUGCUGAUAGCUCUUCUGCCUCCUCUUCAAGAACUUUUCAAAGCACUGAUCCUGCUGAGCUUGGUCUCAUUCGAAGCCAGCUUAAAAUCAAUGAGCCAGCAAGUCCACCAGUUUCUGCUAGCUUUUACUGUAAGCUAGAGAAAGGUAUACAAAAAAUUCCUUUGAGAAGAAGCAAUUUUUCAACCUUACAGCCACAAACUUAUGUUAAGAGAGCUUCAACAUUCAUCAAGCCCCAGGAAGUACAGCAGGUCAGUAUGUUCAAAGUAGCCCUGGGUAGGUUUGGAGCCCCAGGUCUAUCCAGAACAAGACAUCAACCUUUAACAGCUCCUGGAAUACCUUGCAACAACCCAGCCCGAGAAACUACCAUGCACAGCACUACUGCACCAAUAUUUAACCAACAAAAUCAAGGGUGCAGACAGUCUUUAUUGCUCAGAAAGAUACAGAGCAAUUUGCCCAGAACCAGUGCCCCCCUCCAGCCCAAACAUUCCCGCCUUCCUAAGCCAAAGACACUUUCUUCUCUCACAAACCCUGCUACUCAACAAGGUCAAACAACAACCUCCCCCUCUCUGCCUUCUCGUAUGCUUCCACAAUUCUAGAUUAGUUAAGCAGGGCUUGGGGGCAUCCCACCAGAGUGUAGAAAAGCUGCUCCUUAAGGCCCUGCUUGUAAGGCACCAGUCAAGUAUUUUGCCAGUUAUGCUUACCAUGUACAAAACAAAACACAACAUAAUGCACUUAAGUUGUAAGAGACACUAUUGUCUACCUUGUACCUAUGCAUCUUGCAUAAGAUAUUACUCCUUUGAUAGUUAGCAAGGCACCACUUCUCUAGGAUAAUGACCAAAACCAAGCAGAGUAUUGUUAUUACUCCCACAUAAUUUUUUUGUAUUGCUCUCAUUGAUCCUGUUGAGAGAGACUUGCAUUUUCCUUUCUUAACUACUACCACAUUAUGUGCACCACAUAGGCCAUUAUAAAGGGUGCCCACUGAGAUUUUCAGAGGAGUCAUCUCUUCCAAUUGCUUCUCUACCCAUCUCUCUUUGUACCUUUGUUCUUUGCCAAUAGCAUGACAGUUGUGACCUGUUUGAAUUGGCCUCCCAACACCAUACCUAAUAAAAGCAAGUUCUGGAAGCCAAGUCAGUCUUAACACCAGAAAGUUGUAAGACUGUGAACAUACUGUAAAAUGAAAAAAAAACAAAAAAAAAACCUGGCUGUGAGGAACAUUGGCCUAUACAGUGAGGAAGUUUAAAGUGAUUGACAUGGUUACUUUACAAUAAGAGUGAUUUCACUAAGUAGGAUGUUUUUUUAUUGUUGGUUCUGGACAACAUUCUUUAGAUUUAAGUGUUAGGAAGAGAGACCUAUAAGGGACAGGGACAUCGUUAGGACUAGCAUUGUUUGAAAGGAAUGAAUACACUACCGUUCAAAAGUUUGGAAUCAGAACGAUUUUUAAUGUUUUUUAAAGGAGUUUCUUAUGCUCAUCAAGGCUGCAUAUAUUUGGUACAGGAAUACAGGAAAAAAUGCAAUAUUG
Molecule: messenger RNA, 4378 nt
Organism: Cyprinus carpio (common carp)
Lineage: Eukaryota; Metazoa; Chordata; Actinopteri; Cypriniformes; Cyprinidae
Product: serine-rich coiled-coil domain-containing protein 2-like
Exons: 10
Coding region: 456-3455 (999 amino acids)
Biological process (GO): microtubule bundle formation
Cellular component (GO): microtubule cytoskeleton
Molecular function (GO): microtubule binding
Source: RefSeq, a predicted model, not a curated record